Messenger RNA from Drosophila erecta, 3164 nucleotides. It is a transcript of the gene CrebA, whose product is annotated as cyclic AMP response element-binding protein A. The transcript has 6 exons. The coding region runs from base 1032 to 2582 and encodes 516 amino acids. NCBI's taxonomy places the organism in Eukaryota, Metazoa, Arthropoda, Insecta, Diptera, Drosophilidae. Gene Ontology annotation, molecular function: DNA-binding transcription factor activity, RNA polymerase II-specific; cAMP response element binding. The record is from RefSeq and is a predicted model, not a curated record. Gene Ontology annotation, biological process: regulation of transcription by RNA polymerase II.
GCAGAGGGCUGAACGUUUCCAUUCGUUCGUUCGCAUUCACAAGAAUUUCACCGACAUUUAGUUUAGUACCGUUUUUGGCUGCAGUCGCACUACGGACAGUUUAUUCUAAUUGUGUGCUACCAUCCCAUACAUCCAAACAUACAAAUAUUAUUGCUAAAGUUAACGAUAUUAACUACACAUAUUAAAUGCUAUUAUACACGGGCCGAGCAAAGCCAUUUCAAAAGCGGUUUACUGCCCCAUCCACACACAAAACACAAAAAAAAUUCAAUUAAAUCAAUUGAAAUCGUAAUCGAGUCCAAAACACAGUACAGCGAAAGAAAAGUCAAAUAAACUAAAAUUAUAUGGUUAUCAACGUUGAAUCUAAACAUACAUAUAAUAACUAUUUUCUAUGAAAAUCAAGUGUUUCGUUUCCGAAUCGGGAAAAAAGUUAAUAAUUCAAUUAAUGUUAACGCCAAAUAUAAUCCGACGAGAAAAGCGCAUGCAACAAGUUAAAUCCAGCCGACAGUUGUAAACCAAGUUAGAUCCGUACACAGAUACACCCCAAAUACCACAACCCAUACGAAUGAAUGCCCGGUAUACACACACAAACGCAAAAGUCACACACACACACACACGCAGACUAUAACAAUGUCAAGUGAAAACAUUCUCUGGAAGCAACAGGUUUCCCCUUAAUAAGUGUUAUAAAGAAGCAACCAACAGUCAUCACCCAGAACUGUUCGUUCGGAAAAAAGUAAAGUAAAAAAUAAAAGAGAAAUAGAAAGAGAAAGAGAGGUAGAGAUAAAGUAUAAAGAAAGAGAAAGAGCGGAGAAAGAGCUCAGCAAAAUCAUAUGAAAAUAAUAGUAUAAUACCAUAAACUAAAAAAUUAUAAGAAGACAGUUCUUAAGUGGGUUAAAGUAGAAAAAUUUGUGUGACUGCAACCGAGUGGAACCGAAUUAAACCAAACCCCAUACCAUACCAUACCAUCCCCGAACCGCAAAACCAACUAAAAGAGUUCUUAGAGCGCAUCUGAAUAGCGCCAACCCCAAAGAACCAUGGAAUUCUACGAUGGCGACCUCAAAGAUAUAUGGGACUCCGACUUAGAUCCGGAAUCCUUGAAAAUCAGCCCCGAUCACGAUAUGCACGACUGGCUUUUCGAUCGGGACGUCAAAGAUCCCACCGUCAUACUCAACGACAAGCUCAUCUCGGAUGCCCUGCUCAAUGGCACACAGCCGAUCAAAACGGAGCACUCCUACAGCCUCAGCAGCGACGUUGACUCCCUGCCCGAUUCACCAAAAAGCCUCCAGGCCAAGAUCGAGGACAUGGAGGACGAGUGCUUUCCCGCCAUUUCACCGAAGACGGCGACCAAUGGGCGCGUGACUAUCGAUCCCAAGUGCCUCACCUUUCACGUCCCGCCCACGCACGCCACGCCCAUCAGCCGGCUGAGCAGCAAUCCCGCCCUAAACACCUCCGUCGCGGAUCUGACACGAUCCUCCGGCCUGCACAAUCUGCAGGCGCACCAGCCACACCACGGAUCCGGCUCGAGCCACGUGGUGGUGGCCAAUCUGGAGCACUUUCAACUACCUCAGCACCUGUACGACAACGACUGCAGCUCCUCGGUGUCGUCGUUGCGGGAUGGCAGCAUGUCGCCGGACAUUUGCUCCGACAUCGAGAUCGACGAGUCGGCCAUCAAGGAUGAGCCCAUGUCGCCGGACUCCAGCUGCCCCGCCAGUCCCACUUCUCAAGCGAGCAGCUCGCAGCACCAGCUCAGCCUUAAUCUGGCCCACCUGCAGUCGGAAAUGCUAUUCGAGCCAAAGCACGGUGGCCUCCUGCUAGCCGCUUGCAGCAACAGCAACAACAGCCUCAUAAAGUCCCAGCAGCGCCAGCAGCAAAUCCUUGGCCAGGACAAUCUGCUGAUGGCCAAGAUGGAGAUCAAGAGCGAGAAACAGAACACCAGCAAUAGCUCGGGCAAAUCGCAUGCCCACGGCUAUGGAAUCCCGCUGACGCCACCAUCCUCCCUGCCCAGCGACGAUUCCGAAGGUAACUUGAGUCCGGAACACCUGUUUGCGCCCUUGUCGCCCAACGCUACCGUUUCCAUCUCCGUGGCCAAACCAGCCGGCGGCGAGUCAUCCGUACGGGUAAGCCGCACCGCUGCCAGCAUCACGCGCUCGUCCGCCGGAUCCGCAUCAGUAUCCGGCUCCAGUUCCAGCUCAAUGGCCACCACGACACGGCAGCCGAUCCACACGCCCCUGAUUAGCUCGCAGCCGAAGGGCUCCACUGGGACGCUGUUGCUUACGGAAGAGGAGAAACGUACUUUGCUGGCCGAAGGCUAUCCGAUACCGCAGAAGCUUCCCCUAACCAAAGCCGAGGAGAAAUCGCUAAAGAAGAUUCGACGCAAAAUCAAGAAUAAAAUCUCUGCUCAGGAAAGCCGCCGCAAAAAGAAGGAGUACAUGGACCAGCUGGAGAGGCGCGUCGAGAUCCUGGUCACCGAAAACCACGACUACAAGAAGCGUCUUGAGGGGCUGGAGGAGACCAAUGCCAAUCUACUUAGUCAGCUGCACAAACUGCAGGCCCUAGUUAGCAAGCACAAUGUGAAAAAGUCCUAAAGACCCGGAUUCACAUGGACCCCUCGAUAUCCAGGGGCUUCUGUAGCCGGAAUCGUUUCUUGUUUGCCCGCCUUCCCGAGUUUUAUAUUGUAGAUCUAUUAUGUGUAUGUCAGUUCAGUUCAGUUCAGUUCGAUUCAGUUCAGAUUAGUUUUUUGUUUCGAUUUAAUCGGUCUGGGAGAUUUUGAAGAAUUUAUGCGACGAGGAAAUUUUGAUGAAUUUUUUGUUCGGCUUUUGGAUAGCACAAAGCGGUAAAACAUUCCCCUCACUCCUGCUCCACCGCACCCCCAUAAUAAAUAUUCCAUAGGGCCCAGAUGCCUGAAUGCCCCUAACUAAUACCGUAUAAUUAAUGUGUAUGUAAUCCUAGCUACUUGUAGGACCUAUAUUAUAAAGCUAUGUAUAUUAGUCAUGCAUUCCUGUUAUAUAAACUUGAUCUAGCUUAGGCAAAUGACCAGCUGCAGCAACAACAACAAUUACAAUUAUAACGAGAAGCUCAAAUGCAGAAGCCAAUCCAGAAAGCGUCUAAAGAGAAGCUAAAAUAAUAUUGUAAUUAAGCGAAAUCAACAGACCAAAAACAAAAACGUA